AUGACAGUGACAUACACCAACCGUGUGGCUGAUGCCCGCCUAGGCACCUUCUCACAGCUCCUGCUCCAAUGGAAAGGAAGUAUCUACAAACUGCUCUACUCAGAGUUCCUUAUCUUCAUCUCUCUCUACUUCACCAUCAGUCUUGUCUACAGGCUGAUCCUGAACGAGAGCCAAAGGCUGAUGUUUGAGAAGCUGGCGCUCUACUGCAACAGCUAUGCUGAGCUAAUCCCUGUGUCCUUUGUGCUGGGUUUCUACGUGGCUCUGGUGGUGUCCCGCUGGUGGGCUCAGUAUGAGAGCAUACCAUGGCCUGACCGGAUCAUGAACUUGGUUUCCUGCAAUGUGGAUGGGGAGGAUGAGUACGGGCGACUCCUGCGUCGCACCCUCAUGCGCUACAGCAACCUGUGCAGUGUCCUGAUACUGCGCUCAGUCAGCACCGCUGUCUACAAGCGCUUCCCCAGCAUGGAGCACGUCGUGAGGGCAGGCCUCAUGACACCAGAAGAGCACAAGAAGUUUGAGAGCUUGAAUUCCCCACACAACAAGUUUUGGAUCCCGUGUGUGUGGUUCUCCAACCUGGCUGUGAAGGCAAGGAAUGAGGGGAGGAUCCGGGACAGCGUGCUGCUCCAAGGCAUCCUGAAUGAGCUCAACACCUUGCGCAGCCAGUGUGGGCGACUCUAUGGGUAUGACUGGAUCAGCAUCCCCUUGGUCUACACUCAGGUGGUGACCGUGGCUGUUUACAGCUUCUUCCUGGCUUGUCUGAUCGGGCGGCAGUUCCUGGAUCCAGAAAAAGCAUAUCCUGGCCAUGAACUAGAUCUCUUUGUGCCAGUCUUUACGUUUCUGCAGUUCUUCUUCUAUGCUGGCUGGUUAAAGGUGGCUGAGCAGCUCAUCAACCCUUUUGGAGAGGAUGAUGAUGACUUUGAAACCAACUGGCUCAUCGACAGGAAUCUACAGGUCUCCCUUAUGGCUGUGGAUGAGAUGCACCAGGAUUUACCCAUUCUGGAGAAGGACCUAUACUGGAAUGAGCCUGAUCCCCAGCCCCCCUACACUGCAGCCACUGCUGAGUACAAGCGCCCAUCAUUCCUUGGCUCAACUUUUGAUAUCAGCAUGCAGAAAGAAGAGAUGGAGUUCCAGCCCCUGGAGCAAAUUAAAGAGAAUGAGGAGGCCAACCAUUCCACACCAUUACUGGGGCACCUGGGCCGGCUUCUUGGUGUGCAGUCACCCAGCUUCUCCAGGUCCUCUUCCCGGAUGAACCUGCUGCGCAGGAGAGAACCCACGUCCCCUUUCUCCCAUUACACAUACCAAGACAUGGGCAAGGCUGGAAGCCCUUGUGGCAUCAAUCAGCCAAGGGGAGACUCCAGCUCACAGGAACAGUGGGACAGCGAAGAUGGAAAACUAAGAGAGUUUGAUGCCUUCAUGUCAACCCCAUUCUACGAGAGACCUGGUUUCUACAGCGCUCCACAGACACCCAUCAGCUCUAUCCCUAUGAUUUUCCCUUCUAGACGCCAAGGCCGCAAGAAGCCUCCUGCACUCUCCAGCAUUGCUGCAUGCUCGACUUCUCUUAGGGAUGUGGUCAGUACCUCCCCUUCUAGAGUCAGUGAUGUGUAUAAAAGCCAAAGCUCCAUUGGCUCGGGUGCAAAGGAAACAUUUAUUUGGCCAACAGACCGAAGCAAAGGUUCUGACUCACUGGUUGUAACAGCAGAAGAAAAGAGCAACUCUUACGGUAAAGGCAAAGAAGGUAUCACCACAGGAAGCCCAGGAGUUCAGUCCACAGCAUCAGAUAGCCCUAAGUUCCCCUUCUUGACAGAGUCCCCAGACUAUGAGAAGCAGGGUAGCUUCAAGAGCCUGAAGAGCGUGAAAUCUUCCCACCCUCCCUGGCUAUCACUGGAGAGCACAUCAUCACCUACUCCCAAUUCUGAGCACUUUCACACCCCCAAUAACAAAACCCCUGGAAGCAGCACCUCUUUCUGCUUCUCCUUCACCCCUGUAACAUCCCCAGUGCUGCAGAGGUCUCACAUGGGGAAUAUGGGUCCUGAUGCUCGCAGCCUAAGUUUAGAAGAUGCAGCCAGUGCUCCAGACCAGCAUCCAGCAGAGGUUUCCAGGAACACAAGAGACACUGGAAAUGGAAGCACGAAUGCUCCCCCUACAAAGGAGACAAGACGAGCUGAGAGUCCAUCCCCCAAUGACUCUGGCAUCUCUCUAGCUGAAGGUGACUAUGUGGGGCUGAUGGAGGUGAUCAUGGAGACCAGUGAAAGCACAUGUGAAGAGCAGAUGGACCAGUACAGCUAG
Molecule: messenger RNA, 2283 nt
Organism: Pezoporus flaviventris
Lineage: Eukaryota; Metazoa; Chordata; Aves; Psittaciformes; Psittacidae
Gene: BEST1
Product: bestrophin 1
Exons: 9
Coding region: 1-2283 (760 amino acids)
Molecular function (GO): chloride channel activity
Source: RefSeq, a predicted model, not a curated record